Phytophthora nicotianae INRA-310 is the source of this 690-nucleotide messenger RNA. RefSeq lists its product as hypothetical. Bases 1 to 690 code for a protein of 229 amino acids. The transcript has a single exon. The record is from RefSeq and is a predicted model, not a curated record. NCBI's taxonomy places the organism in Eukaryota, Oomycota, Peronosporomycetes, Peronosporales, Peronosporaceae.
AUGGGUGGAGCUGCAUCGAUUGAGAACACGCCGUACGAUGAGGCCAAGUUCCUCCAGUCGAAGGCUAUCAUGGAGUCGACCGCGGACGAUGCCGAGAAGUUUUCCAAGCUCAAGUCCAUCUGGACUGACGGUCCCCCAGUUGAUUCCUCAGAUGCCCGCCACAAGAGCGCGAAAGAGAUACCACCUGCUGAUGUUGGUGCUCAUGAAAGCCACAAGGAAGAGCCUCAAAAGGACGAAGCUCACAAGGGGGCAUCUCACAAGGACGAGCACCAUGAAAACGGUGAACACCACUGUCACAAGGAAGAACAUCAUCACAAAGAUGGCGAGCACCAUGCUCACAAAGAGGGAGAGCACCACGCCCAUAAAGAAGGAGAUCACCACGCCCAUAAAGAAGGAGACCACCACGCCCACAAAGAUGGAGACCACCACGUUCAUAGCGAUGGAGAUCACCAUGCUCACAAAAACGAAGAGCACCACCAGAAGCAUGUUGAGCACCACGAGCACAAGGGAGACGAAGAACACAAGGAAAGCGACCACACCCACAAGGUGGAGUCUCAUCCUGCAAAGGAGGAUGGUCUUGCGGAGGCACCUAAGGACUCCUCCAAGGCCCCUUCAGGUUCAGCAUCUACGGGCCAGCUUCCCUCUGCUCCCUCUGAGCACGUCAGCGAGAAAGUAUCAAAGGAGGUGUAG